Nerophis ophidion (straightnose pipefish) is the source of this 4239-nucleotide messenger RNA. RefSeq names its product shox homeobox (gene shox). NCBI's taxonomy places the organism in Eukaryota, Metazoa, Chordata, Actinopteri, Syngnathiformes, Syngnathidae. The coding region runs from base 193 to 1128 and encodes 311 amino acids. Gene Ontology annotation, molecular function: DNA-binding transcription factor activity, RNA polymerase II-specific; sequence-specific double-stranded DNA binding. Gene Ontology annotation, cellular component: nucleus. Gene Ontology annotation, biological process: regulation of transcription by RNA polymerase II. The transcript has 6 exons. The record is from RefSeq and is a predicted model, not a curated record.
ACCUCCACUCCUUCACACGCGGAGGGUCCACGCCGGGAUUGGUUUCUUUUUCUUUCUUUUUUUUUUUUUAUUAACACAAACUAAGUCAAAGCGGAGGAGGACGUCCGGACGUGUCUGCGCCCACCGACAAGGACAAGAAGAAGAAGAAGAAGAAGAAGAGGAAAGAAGAGGGGUAUAGCGGGUCUCGCCGCCAUGGAAGAGUUGACGGCGUUCGUGUCCAAGUCGUUCGAGGCGAAGAGCAAGGAGAGCAGCAAGGAGGCCAUCACUUACCGGGAAGUUCUGGAGAGCGGCUUGGCGCGGGCACGCGAGCUGGCCAGCCCCGAGCAGGGCGUGCACGACUUCACCGAGGGCGCGCACUGCCCGCUGCACGUGUUCAAGGAGCACGUGCACGAGCUGGACAAGGACAAACUCAAGGACUUUAGCGUCACGAGACCCACGGAAGGCAUCUACGAGUGCAGCAAGGACAAGAAGGAGGAGGUGAAGUCCGAGGACGAGGACGCUCAGAGCAAGCUGAAGCAGCGCCGAAGUCGCACCAACUUCACGCUGGAACAACUCAACGAGCUGGAAAGACUCUUCGACGAGACCCACUACCCUGACGCCUUCAUGCGGGAGGAACUCAGCCAGCGCCUCGGUCUCUCCGAGGCCCGCGUCCAGGUUUGGUUUCAAAACAGAAGAGCUAAAUGUCGGAAACAAGAAAACCAGAUGCACAAAGACAUCUUUCCCUUCUCUCCAGGGGUCAUCCUGGGCAGCGGCAGCCACCUGGACGCCUGCAGGGUGGCGCCCUACGUCAACAUGGGGGCCCUCCGCAUGCCCUUCCAGCAGGUCCAAGCGCAGCUCCAGCUGGACGGCGUUGCCCACUCCCACCCGCACCUGCACCCGCACCUGGCCGCCCACGCCCCCUACCUGAUGUUCCCGCCCCCUCCCUUCGGACUACCUAUCGCCUCGCUGGCCGACUCGGCCUCGGCGGCGGCGGCGGUGGCGGCGGCGGCCAAGAGCAACAGCAAGAACUCCAGCAUCGCCGACCUGCGACUCAAGGCAGGACUUCUGCGGGGCCAGUGGCUCAGUCCACUCCAGGCACAGAUCACACAGACCCGGGGACCGUACAAACACAUGUGGAUGUCCGUCUGAGGGCCGGCCACGGGGGUUAGAGGGACGGGAGGGGGCGGGGGGUGGGUGGGGGGGACACACGCCUUUGACGCCCACCCCUCAUUGCCUCUCUGUUGGCUGUAACAAACUUGAAGAAGACGCCAUGUUUGUGUGCAAGCGUGCAUGGAGGCCCUCCAGCUCGUCUCUUCCCAAGGACUUUGGCGGGGACGAAAUAGACAACCUCCAUGACGACCCCCCACACCCCCUUCUCAGACUUUCUUCUCCCUUUUCCGUUUGCUAAAGAAGUGAAGACAGCCUUUGCACUUCAGGGUGUUUACAAGAAGCAAGAUACUACUUUAUUAUUACGUUUUUUUUUUAAAAGGUACUAAUAAUAAAGCGGAGGGACAUUUGAUAUCAGCCGAAAGAAGAAAAAAGAAAAGGAUAAAGGGUAUAACCGAUUUUGUUUCAGUAUUUGGGAAAAGAACCAUGAAGGCGUCAGUCAAACUGAAAAACAAAGUGUGCAGUUUAAGUGCAAUACUGUAAAUAGUGAGGCAAAAAAAAAAAGAAAAGAAAAGUUAGUCCAUUUUGUUUCGGUUUUCUUUGACGCUGUGUAUAUUUUGUUGGAUUCCGGACAAACAAACAGGGUGCCAUGUUUCAGGGGUGUCCAGAGUGUGACCGGGGAGACAUAUUUGAUAUUGGCAGAUGUUCUGAAGAUGCAAUGAAUUCAUAUUCUUAGCUUGCACUGAUUUGCUACGUCACUUAGAACACAGCAUGUUUUGUUCCCUUAGCUUAGGGAGCUGCCGUCCACUGCAGUGGACAUUUGUGGACAUGAAAAACAGGGCUAUUUUUCCCCAAAAUGUGCAACUCUGACCAAAGAAAUAGGCCAGAAAGAAAUGUCCAUAGCAGUGGACGCCUGGGUUUUGCACAAUAAGGAUUUUCUUUACCAGAAAAUGUGCAACUCUGCAGAAGGAAAUAGGCCGGAAAGAAAUGUCCAUAGCAGUGGACGUCUGGGUUUUGCAUAACAGGGCUAGUUUCUCCCGCCAAAUGUGCAACUCUGACAAAAGAAAUAAGCCGUAAACAAAUGUCCACUGCAGUGGACGUCUGGGUUUUGCAUAACAUGGCUAUUUUUCCCCAAAUUGUGCAACUCUGACAAAUGAAAUAGGCCGGGAACAAAUGUCCACUGCAGUGGACGUCUGGGUUUUGCAUAACAGGGCUAUUAUUUUCUCCCAAAAUGUGAAAGUCUGCCAAAAGAAAUUGACCAAAAACAAAUGUCCAGUGCAAUGGACAUUAAUAGACAUGAAUAACAGGGUUAGUUUUUGACCAAAUGGACCAAAAACAAGUGUCCACUGCAGUGGACGUUUGUGUUUUGCAUAGAAAGACUAUUACCCCCCUGAAUUCUAAAACUCUGUUAGAAAUAAAACCCAAAACAAAUGUCCACUGCAAUGGACAUUCAUGGACAUGAAUAACAGGGUUCGUUAUCCCCCCAAAAUGUGUAACUUUGAAAGAAUAGACCUAAACAAAUGCCCACUGCAGUGGACGCUUGUGUUUUGCAUAGGACCAUUUACCCCCUGAAUUCCAAAAUUCUGACAAAAUAAAUAAACCAAAAACAAAUGUCCACUGCAAUGGACAUUUAUAGAUAUAAAUGAAUAACAGGGUUAGUUUUCUCCCAAAAUGUGUAACUUUGACAAAAUAGACCAACACAAAUGUCAACUGUAGUGGACUUGGAUUUUGCAUAACAAGGCUAUUUUUCCCCCAGAAAUGUAAAACGCUGCCAAAAAAAAUAAAUAGACAAAUGUCCACAUCAAUGGACAUUUAUAGACAUGACUAAUGGGGUUAGUUUUCUCCAAAACUGUGUACGUUUGACAAAAUAGACCAAAACAAAUGUCCACUGCAGUGGACGUUUGUGUUUUGCAUUGCAAGACGAUUCCCCCCCCCCCUGAAUUCUAAAACACUGUUAAAAGAAAUAGACCCAAAACAAAUGUCCACUGCAAUGGACAUUUAUAGACAUGACUAAUGGGGUUAGUUUUCUCCCAAACUUUGUACAUUUGACAAAAUAGACCAAAACAAAUGUCCACUGCAGUGGACGUUUGUGUUUUGCAUAGCAAGACGAUUUUUUUCCCCCCUGAAUUCUAAAACACUGUUAAAAGAAAUUGACCCAAAACAAAUGUCCACUGUAAUGGACAUUUAUAGACAUGACUAAUGGGGUUAGUUUUCUCCCAAACUUUGUACAUUUGACAAAAUAGACCAAAACAAAUGUCCACUGCAGUGGACGUUUGUGUUUUGCAUAGCAAGACCAUUUCCAUCCUGAAUUCUAAAACACUGUCAAAAGAAAUUGACCCAAAACAGAUGUCCACUGUAAUGGACAUUUAUAGACAUGAAUAAGAGGGCUAUUUACCCCCCAAAUGUGUAACUUUCACAAAGUAGACCAAAAAGCAAAUGUCCACUGUAGUGGACGCUAGCUCGCAUGUCAUUUUUCAGUAAGUGACUCCCUGGGUGGGCGAGCUUUGGACACCCCUGUUGUACAGGAAGUUUUGCAGGUUUCUACAGAGAAUAUUAAAAGAAUUGUUCAUCCCAACUAAGCCAACGAUUAGCUUUAUCUGCAUGUUGUGUGUGACACUCAUCUCUCUUUUCUAAUCCCCAUCAUCUAAACCUUUGUUUAAACUGCUGUGUUGUUUUCUAUGUCCCUUUGGGAGGUCCACAAGCUCUGCCCACUUUCUGUUACUCACCCUCAUUUUUACCGUGUCUCCAUUUUUUAAAUUAAACAUAUGCGUGUUUUAUUUAUUACUAUUUUGUCUGAAAGUUUAUGAAGUAAGAAUUUUUUUUUUCUUUUUACAUUGUUUUGUAUGUUUUUGAAGUUUUGUUUUGUUUCCUAAAGUGGGAAAGGAAAGAAGGAAGAAAAAAAAAACAAAGAAGAGAAAUGUAGCGUGUCCAAGUUUACAAAUGUUUCAGGGAUGGUUUGAAUUUUUAUCGAGGUUUCCGUGGAAUUUGUUGUAGCCACGCUUAUCAUUUCAGGCAUGCUUAAACAUCAACCAUCGUAACGGUUUGUUUGUUUGGCCCUUCAAGACCCCUACCCCCCAUCCCCUUUUUGAAGUCACAAAACAUGAAUGUACAUCUUGUACAAGUAAACUAUCAAUAAAGUUAUAAAUAUUUGUA